UCCCUCCCUCAGCACCGCGCGCUCUGGUCCUCCUCUACGCGCUCUGGGUCUCGCCUCGGAGAAACUGCGGCGGAGAAGCUGGAAUCAACAAAAAGUUUUCGUCGAUUUGUUUUUUUUUUAAGAAGUAGCGGACUUUAGGGGGGUCCGGUGUGUUCGUGUUGUCUGGGGGGAACUGGGUGGUUCUGCUGUGUGUCGUUGAGUUCUCAGUUUUAAUCGCAGUUUGAUCAUGGAGACUCUCAGGGGGCUCCUUGCGCUGCUGUGCGUCCUCCUGGCUGGAGCGCAAACGAAUAACCAAAGAAACAAGUUUGCGGACUGUCCGGUGGAUCUUUACUUCGUGUUGGACACGUCUGAGAGUGUCGCCCUCAGACAGAAACCUCCCAACUAUUAUAUCAACCAGAUCAAGACUUUCACCAAGGACUUCAUAGAUCAACUCAAGGAAAUGCGCCACCGAUGUGACCGCGUCCUGACUUGGAACUCAGGAGCGCUGCACUACAGUGACGAAGUCAUCAUCGUACGAGAGCUGAGUGAAAUGGCCACACAUCGUCAGGACUUGAAGAAUGACAUCGACACCAUCAACUACAUCGGCAAGGGCACAUACACCGACUGUGCCAUCAAGAGAGGCCUUGCUGAGCUGCUCGUUGAUGGCUCCCACUACCACGAGAACAAGUACAUCGUGGUGGUGACUGAUGGUCAUCCCAUCACUGGGUACAAAGAGCCGUGUGGAGGCGUGCAGGAGGCGGCUAAUGAAGCCAAGCAACAUGGAGUCAAAGUGUUCGCUGUCGCCGUCUCACCUGACCAGGAGGAAACCAGGCUGUCAAUCAUCGCCACAGACCACCAGUACAGACAGAACUUCACCGCUGCAGACGACUCCAGAUCCACCAAGAUGGAAACCAUUCGAACCAUCAUCGAUAUGAUCACAAACAAGACAGAGGAUGUGUGUUGCUCUUUUGACUGCAAUGCUAAAGGAGGGGUUAAAGGACCAGACGGGCCGACUGGCGGAAAGGGAGAAACAGGUAGACCAGGAAUGCCAGGAGAGAAAGGAGAUAUUGGCGCGGAGGGUAACUUCGGAGAUUCUGGUCCUCCCGGUUACAAUGGAGAGAAGGGAGACCGCGGUUCCAUAGGAGGGAAGGGUGAUAGAGGAAACAAAGGCUACAAGGGAGACAAAGGUCACAGGGGAAAUGAUGGAGUGGAUGGACGCAAGGGUGAAGCUGGUUUCCCUGGUCUUGCCGGCUGUAAAGGAUCUCCCGGAUCAGACGGUCUGCAAGGAGAGCCAGGACCAAAGGGAGACCCCGGUCCGUACGGACUGAAAGGAGCAAAAGGAGAUGGUGGAAAAGACGGCGAACCAGGAAGGUCUGGAAACUAUGGACCUCUGGGACUUACGGGUGGCCCGGGCCCUCGCGGAGCUGAUGGGGACAAAGGAGAGCGUGGGGAUGAUGGCGCGCCUGGAACGGAUGGAUCACGCGGCGAGAGAGGACAAGUUGGAGAGAAGGGGGAGCAAGGUUCCCGUGGAAACAGAGGGACUAGAGGAGAAGGGGGGGAGCCAGGACCCCGUGGAGAGCAGGGAAGGGAGGGCUCAACUGGCCCCAACGGAGACCCUGGUGAGCCUGGCAGGACCGGAUCUCCUGGCUACAGAGGAGAUGAAGGCUCCCCUGGACCUGAGGGACCCAAAGGACCGAGAGGAAUCAAAGGAGCUCCGGGAGACAGAGGCCAGCUGGGGGAGAGGGGAGAAGAUGGUGUCCCAGGAAAUGGCACUGCAGGUUGUCAUGGUUUCCAGGGUUAUCCUGGGCCUCGCGGAGACGCUGGUGAGACGGGUGGCAAAGGAACUCCUGGACCCAAAGGAGAUGAUGGAGAGCCCGGAGACCCAGGCCCCGAUAACAACCAACCAGGACCUUCAGGAUCCAAAGGGGCCAAAGGUCACAGAGGACCUGAGGGCAAUCCGGGACCUUCUGGGCCUCCUGGACCACCAGGAACUGAUGAAUGUGAAAUUCUGGAUAUCAUCAUGAAGCUCUGCUCUUGUUGUGAGUGUAAGUGUGCACCUCUGGACCUGGCAUUCAUUGUGGACAGCUCAGAGAGUAUCGGUUCCACAAACUUUGCUCUUGCCAAAGACUUCAUCAUCACAGUCAUAGACAGACUGAUUAAAGACCAGCAAGUCAAGUUUGUAGGCAACGAGUCCCGGGUGAGCGUAGUCCAGUACAGUGGAUCAGAAGCUCAAGAAGCUGUUACCAGCAUCUCCAACAGCCUCACCAAUUUUAAACAGAAGGUGAGAGACUUGAAGUGGCUGGCCGAGGCCACAUACACAGGCGAGGCCCUUGAAUAUGCUCUGAAAAACACAAUCCAAAUGAUGAGGACAGAGAACCGAGUUGUUCUCGUCCUCACUGACGGACGCUCCGAUAUUUCCAGGGACAAGGUUCCCCUUAACGUACUCUGUGGUAAUAACAUCCGGGUGGGUGGUUUAGGAGUGAAGGACUACUCAGGUCGUCAGCCCAACCAGGAGCAGCUCGGAGAUGUGGUGUGUAAAAGUGACCCCAAACCAGGCUUCUCCUUCGUCCUGGAGAACUUUGCUGAGCUCCUGGAUGACACUUUCUUGCAGAACCUUACAUCCAAAAUCUGUCAAGAUAAGAAAUGCCCAGACUACAAAUGUCCCAUCACUUUUACUCAAGCUGCUGAUAUUUUGGUGAUGAUGGACAGCUCAGCCAGUGUGGGCCAGAAGAACUUUGAGACAAGCAAGACCUUUGUCCGGCGCCUGGCCGAUCGUUUCCUGACCGCAAAGAAAAACGCGGGUGCUACUGUCAGAGUGGGUGUGGCCCAGUAUAGCCGAAGUGCCCGCAUGGAGCAGGGGCUGACCACCAAUUUCACCCUGCUGUCUCAUAAAGUUGAAGAGGCCGCCUACCAAAAUGAUGGCACCAAUGUCUUAGAGGCCAUGGACUUUGCUGUUAAGAAUUUACGAGGCCGUGGGGAUGCAUCGGGAGGCAUCAAGAAGCUGGUGCUGUUCUCUGAUGGCAGGUCUCAGGACAUCACCGGGCUUAAGCUGGAUGUCCGCAAGGUGGCAGACGCAGGGGUGGAGCUAUAUGUUAUUGCUGUUGGCAGCCAGGUCAAUGAAGUCAACUUGCGCACACUGGCGAGCGGGGGGCGGCAGGACGACAUCAGCUACGCCCAGCGCCACAUGAUCCGUGUCCCAGAUUACCCCUCUCUGCUCCGCGGUGUCUUCGCCCAGACCGUUUCCCGCAGGGUGUCCAUGCCCUAAAUGCAGGGCCCCAAACAACAGGACCAACGUGCUUUAGAUUUUUAAUCCCAUUACGAAUAAUCAGUCUCACUCAUUUACUUUACACUGUGUUCAAGUACUAAAAAAAUGUCACAAAGACAAAUGAUUGUGUGGCAGACAAAUGGAAAUGUCUCCAUCAAAUCUCCAUGGGACUUUUUUACCCUGAGUAGAGCCUCCAAUGAAGACCAUCUCAGGCUGUGUACCAAUUCAACCAUCUAUGUUUAAAUAAUUAUCCAAUAACCCAAGUGAUUCUACGAUUUUAGAGUUUUAGAGGUUGACGUGACAACAAACAGUUGAAGGGAACUAUUGGGAGGUAAAGGUCAGGGUGAAAAUGUCCCAUAAAGGAUUACUUCAGUCCUGAGGUCUCUCCAGGACUGGAGCUCCUUCCAAUUGAAGGCUUGUGUUUCGGGUCUAAUGUGGAGUUAUUUUCGUAGCUCUUACCACUCUUUCAAGAGGUGCCUGAUGUGUAGUCUCACACUUUUUCAUCUUAAGAACACAAAUGAACCAACCAGAGGUGUGAACGUAAAAAUUCAAGAUACAAAUCCUUUGGUGAGUGACUGCUGUAACUAAAUGUCAGCUAUAUUUUCGGUUUUGCUGUCAUGAACCUUAUGGAAAGAUGAGUUAGAAAUGUCAUAACAUGUACAGGACUCAGUGAUAACCUACACCCGACAUCACUUGAAAGGAGACCAAACCGACUGGGGAAACCGGAUGUGACAUCAGGCAGACACAAACAAAAAAUCCAUCAGAACUUCAACCAGGUAGUGAUUAGGAUGCAACAGCUGGAUUCAACAUGUGUGAGUCUGUCCGAGUGUGUGUCUGCGUGUGUGACAUAUAGGUGUUUGGCGGUGAGGUGUUUUUUGUAGCCCCGGGCGAUUGCUCUAUAAACAGUUGUGCAGGGGUCAGUGGUUCAAAAGACAGAAUGACAGAAACCUGUUCUUUAGUGUCUGUGCAACACAUCAGCCUCUGUCAAACACACACACGUACACACACAUCUUUGUACUUAAUCAGUAAGGUAGGAAAACAUCUGUCAUAGUUGGAGACUGGAAAACAAAUCUAAAGGGACUGAUGCUGCGAGUCCCUCACACCCGCAAACACACACACACACUAUUUAGUUCCUCUCAACUGUAAAUUCUAGACCUUAAAUGUUGUCAUUAGUGGCCCAGGGCUGCUGUACUGUUGUUGUUAUCUGUGGUGCUAUUAGUCUCAGUGUAUCAACCUCUACCCAUGAUGUAAAAGAAGAUAUUUGUCCUGAGGAUACACAGCCUCAGUAGUGUUGUAAGAGCUCCUUCAAUAAAGGUUGCUACACUAAA
Molecule: messenger RNA, 4572 nt
Organism: Hippoglossus stenolepis (Pacific halibut)
Lineage: Eukaryota; Metazoa; Chordata; Actinopteri; Pleuronectiformes; Pleuronectidae
Gene: col6a1
Product: collagen, type VI, alpha 1
Exons: 35
Coding region: 227-3244 (1005 amino acids)
Source: RefSeq, a predicted model, not a curated record